This is a messenger RNA of Arthroderma uncinatum, 849 nucleotides long. RefSeq lists its product as uncharacterized. Bases 1 to 849 code for a protein of 282 amino acids. The record is from RefSeq and is a predicted model, not a curated record. Lineage: Eukaryota; Fungi; Ascomycota; Eurotiomycetes; Onygenales; Arthrodermataceae. Gene Ontology annotation, biological process: calcium-mediated signaling. Gene Ontology annotation, cellular component: nucleus; cytoplasm. Gene Ontology annotation, molecular function: nucleic acid binding; calcium-dependent protein serine/threonine phosphatase regulator activity. The transcript has a single exon.
AUGUCGACUACUAGCUCUCCUUCGUCUCCUUCGCUCGGUGCCCGGCGGGGGGCACCACUAUCGAUCGAAGUCCCGCCUCUCCAACAGCCCUCACCACCAUCGAAUACUCUCCUAAUCACCGACCUCAACGAUCUAUCUCUCUUCCAGCCAUGCUCACUAGGCUCUAUCAAGUCUCACAUCACGGCUGUUGCGCCGCUCAACUCAUUCUCGCCUCUCCCGUCCUUUCGUCGCAUAGUCUGCUCCUUCUUGACCAUCGAUGAUGCAAUCAAAGUCCGACAGCUCCUAGACAGAGAGCCACUGCAAGGAAAGGGCCGUGCCAGAGUAUACUUUGGAGAAAACACACCGAUACAAACUGAUGCCGAAGAGAUACGCAAGAGCAAGCUCCUCGAAGCUCCCCAGUCGCAAAAAAUGUUCUUCAUCAGCCCGCCACCCAGCCCCCCACACGGAUGGAUGAUGCGCAACGAGGAACCACCAAACAAAGAUGUUCAUGCCACCGACCUGGCUGAAGCUUUGGGCAGACUUGGUCGGAUCUAUGGCUCUGACGGCCAUGCUGAUGAGGCUGGACGACGACCGGAGACACCAAUUUCUCCUACAGACCCUGCGAUAGCCGGCACGGAAGGGAAGGAUAUUGUUCGCACUGGCUCUGGAUCCGGACAGCGGAGCCGCAGCAGCACUUUGAUUUACCAUCCUGAACACCAUGGAAACAGUCCCCAUCUUCCUGCCGUUAUGGUUGAAGAUACGACAGUUGACCCUGACGGGGACUCUGACAUGGAUUUGAGCCCGCUUGAUAUCCAGCCAAAGAAGAUAUAUGCGCACACCUCUCGCCCUCCAACUGAGUUGAUGGAGUAA